GAGUUUUAAUAAACCUAACAGCGAAGAAAAGAAUGGCAAUUAAACAGAGUUAAGGGAGCAAGCGCCAAGCAAUACCUAUCCAUCCUUUGAUCAGAAGUAAUACUAAUAUCCUAAAACUAGACGAUCCAUUUACCACACCCACAUAGUAUAUAUAGCUUUCCACCCACAAAUCACCUCAAAAAAUAAAUUUGGGUUCAUGCAUAAAACUCCAAGAACGUACGACCCAUUGAUCCUGAUCCAUCUUAUCUUUCAUUUUUUUCUAUUUCUAUUAAACAAGAUUCAGUCAUUACAACUCGCUCUUUCUCAUUUGCUAACUGAGGGAAAGAGUAGACACAGAGAGAACGGGAGAGAUGAAGGAAGAGAAGGUUGGGGUGAUGUUGCUGCUGGUGUUUGCGCUGAGUUUAUGCGAGAUAACGUCGUCAUCAGGUUCUUACUUUGAUCAGCAGCAGCAGUACCAUCAUAGGAGGAAGUCUAUGCUACCAACGGAAGCGACGUCGUCACUGAUGCUCAAUCGAGCUGGUUCCUCCAUUGUGCUCCCUGUUGACGGGAACGUGUAUCCUAAUGGGUUCUAUAACGUUACCCUCAACGUAGGACAGCCAUCAAAGCCAUACUUCCUUGAUCCUGAUACCGGCAGUGACCUCACAUGGCUCCAGUGCGAGCCCUGUACUCAUUGCACUGAGGCUCCCCAUCCACCUUACAGGCACACUAACAACCUGGUAGCCUGUAAGGACCCUCUUUGUAAAUCCUUGCACCCAACCGAUGACUACAAAUGUGAAACCCCAGAACAAUGUGACUAUGACAUUGCUUAUGCAGAUGGUGUUUCAUCCAUGGGGUUCCUUGUCAAGGAUUUGUUUUCCCUCAACUUAACAAAUGGAGGAUUCCUUAGACCUCAUCUAGCCCUUGGAUGUGGAUAUGAUCAGAGUCCCAGUCUAUUUUCUCAUCCCUCUGACGGAAUACUUGGCCUUGGAAAGGGAAAGUCCAGCAUUAUAUCACAACUUAGCGGGCAGGGUUUGGUGAGAAAUGUCGUUGGACAUUGUUUAAGUGACCGAGGUGGAGGAUAUUUCUUCUUUGGGAAUGACCUUUAUGAUGCUUCACGUGUGGUUUGGACAUCAAUGUCACGUGAUCAUCCCGAACAUUACUCACCGGGGUUGGCAGAACUGAUAUUUGGAGGGAAGCCUACUGGAAUUAGAAAUUUACCUGUAGUUUUCGAUAGUGGGAGCUCCUACACCUACCUAACUUCCAAGGCUUACGAAGCAGUAACUUCUUUGGUGAAGAGAGAAUUACCUAGAAAGCACUUCAAAGAAGCAUUGGAUGACAAGACUCUCCCAUACUGUUGGAGGGGUCGAAGACCAUUCAAAAGAGUAGAGGAUGUGGAGAAAUACUUCAAGCCCUUGGCAUUGAGCUUUGCCAAUGGUGGGAAAGCUAAACCUUUUGUAAUCCCCCCAGAAGCUUAUCUGAUUAUCUCAGUAAGUCCCACCUUUAUUUUCUCCUUUGUUCUUUUCGAUCUAUGUCUCAGUUGCAAGCAAGGCACUAUGUAUCAAAACACUCAAACAACAUGUUUAUUGCAGUCUAAGGGUAACGUGUGCUUGGGAAUUCUAAAUGCAACAGAAGUAGGGCAGAGUCUGAACAUCAUUGGAGAUAUAUCAAUGCUGGGGAAGAUGGUGGUCUAUGACAAUGAGCAGGAGUUGAUUGGAUGGAUGUCUGACAAGUGUGAUCGGCUUCCAAAACCUAAAACUGUUAGCAAGUGGUUAAAAUAAUGAGUCAAUUUCUCAUUAUUAUCACACCUGUAAAUAUUUAAGAAAAUAAUGACUUGUACUAGUUUAUGUAUAUCGUGAAAAGGGUAGAAGGUUUUACCUUUUAACGUUAAUAAUUUACAGAUAUGGUUGUUGAUUAAUUCAAUAAAAUUUACCAUCAUGCA
Carya illinoinensis is the source of this 1918-nucleotide messenger RNA. RefSeq names its product aspartic proteinase Asp1-like. The transcript is spliced from 7 exons. The record is from RefSeq and is a predicted model, not a curated record. Gene Ontology annotation, molecular function: aspartic-type endopeptidase activity. Gene Ontology annotation, biological process: proteolysis. Lineage: Eukaryota; Viridiplantae; Streptophyta; Magnoliopsida; Fagales; Juglandaceae. The coding region runs from base 351 to 1757 and encodes 468 amino acids.